Physella acuta is the source of this 889-nucleotide messenger RNA. Its product is annotated as phospholipase A and acyltransferase 3. Gene Ontology annotation, cellular component: cytoplasm. The record is from RefSeq and is a predicted model, not a curated record. Gene Ontology annotation, molecular function: glycerophospholipid phospholipase A1 activity; A2-type glycerophospholipase activity. Gene Ontology annotation, biological process: N-acylphosphatidylethanolamine metabolic process. Lineage: Eukaryota; Metazoa; Mollusca; Gastropoda; Physidae.
UGUGCGAACGACAAGCCAAACUAACACAGUUGACAGGAGAUCACAAAUCUUCAGAACCAUUUGGGAAUUUUAUCAAAAGCUGACACAGUAGCCUGUACUUACCAUGGCCAACGACAGAAUGAAUGUGGUUGAAUUCAACCGGCAACAAAACCGAUCAUUACUCAAGAGUCUUGAGCCUGGCGAUCUAAUCAAAGUUAAAAGUGGACUCUUCUACCAUUGGUGCGUCUUUAUUGGCGAUGCCGAGGUUGUUCACGUGGCAGGUUACAAUUUGGAGUCGGCGAAUUCGACUAGUAGUUUUACGGGACUGUUAAAUGGGUAUACAUGGAGUCUAGUAAAAAAAGAGAAUAUUUGGAAAGUCGUGAAAAACAAUCUAAUGGAGAAGGACAACCAAAUGGAUAAAAACCGCACACCUUUCGCUGGUGAUGAAGUUGUUUCGAGGGCACUUAGCAAAAUAGGUUACAUCAAAUACCACGCUGUAUUGAAAAACUGCGAACACUUUGCAAAAUGGUGUAGAAAUAACACGGAGGAAAGUUCACAGAGCCAAAUAGCUGUACUGGGCACUGCAGUUAGUGGAUUUGUUGUCGGGGGUCCAUUAGGAGCACUGUUUGCAGGGGCAUCUGCCAUUGCCAAGCUGCUAUACGACGUAGCACAAGAUGAAAAAGAAGAAAAGGAAACCAGUGUCUAUAUGUACAAAAAUCGUUACAUGUAAAUUAAGAUUCGGCUUGUUUCAUUGUUACAUGUGUUGUAGCCGUGUAAUACCGAAUUACAUAUAUGGCACACACAUCAUCACUUACACAAACAUAAGCAACAUACAAUCACAUGCACAAACACACAUAUCAUCGUCAUAUAUAUAAUAUACAUUUAUAUACAUGUAUAUAUAUAUAUAUAU